This is a messenger RNA of Rhagoletis zephyria (snowberry fruit fly), 1288 nucleotides long. Its product is annotated as protein PIF-like. The record is from RefSeq and is a predicted model, not a curated record. Lineage: Eukaryota; Metazoa; Arthropoda; Insecta; Diptera; Tephritidae.
GUGAAGAUGGCUUGAAUCAAAAUGAGAUCAAACGAAUAUCACAUAAAAGUGGAAAGGGUCGCAAUAAAAGCCCAGAAUAUUACGAAGAAACCGGCAAAGGCAAAGGAAAAUAUCGUAAAUCUUACCCAAAUGACUUCGGAGAUGAGGGGAUAAAACUUAGUAAAAGAAAAAAUGCGGAAAAAGGAAAAUAUGGUAAUGAAGAUGAUAAGCCGAAAAGAAGCCAAGCGAAAGGAAAGGUUGAAGAAAAUCGCGAUGACAAUGACAAUAAAAAGCGGGGAAGAAAAGGCAGGCAUAUGAAAGAAGAUGAACGCAGCAAAAUUGAAGGCCACGUAAGUGAAAAGCAAGAAAAACGGAUCGCGGGAGAGAGAAAAGAAGGCGAGAUUGGAAAACGAGUUCAGGGUAAGAUAGGUAUGAGCCAUGGCGCUGAUGGUGGAAAUCCUUACGUUGAGGCAUCACAAGCCAAAGAUAAGGGCAAUAAGCCUGAAGGUGCUUCUAAGGAAAGAAGCUAUGAUAAAAGUGGUAUAGAAAAAGAUAAGAAAUUGGACGAGAUUGGUGACGACGACAAAAGUAAAUUAUAUUCUAAGUCAGGCAAGAAAACGCCGGAAAAACCAGGAAAAUCGGACAAAAUUAAAACAAAUAACGAAGAACUUGGAGCCGGGACUGAAACAAAACGGGGAAAAGGAUGGAAAAAAAGUAGCCUUGAAGAUGGAACCAGCAACGUUAACGACAAUGUUAAAUCAGUUGUAGGUGCUAAAUCAGGUAGUCGAAAGAUGGAUGCCAAUGGCAAAGCGGACAGGAAAGACCAAACGCAGAUAGAGCGGAAUUCCCGAUUUAAAGAUAAUCACGUCAUAGGUGGUAGAGACGGUAAGGGCAGUCAUAAAGGUCGUCGAGGUCUAGACAGUCAGGCCGAUGCCACCACCACCACUAAAAACGCGUCUAGCAAAAAGGGUUUGCCUGUAAUAACAAACCUACGGGCAAAAGUACGCAAGGGUUAUGAUAUUAUGCCGAGUGGAAAGAAAUCAAUUGGAAAGGGAAGUAAUCGUUCAAGUGAAUACCAAGAGUUUGGAAUAAAAGCAAGGCUUGGUCAAAGGACAACAAACAAAACGCGAAAGCAAAGACUAUCGAAAAGUAGCAAAGAUCGCAUUAAUGAACGAUAUGGUUCUAAAAGAAAUCGUAUGUCUCGAAGCUCCCGUGGUUUUGGUGGCUACCGAACUCGGCUUCCAAGUCGUUACGAUGAAAUCCGAAUAUGUGAUGUACUUCGUGCUCAUAUGGAGCAGCGUGAACUUUG